This is a messenger RNA of Uranotaenia lowii, 1025 nucleotides long. RefSeq names its product 40S ribosomal protein S3a (gene RpS3A). Gene Ontology annotation, cellular component: cytosol; ribosome. Gene Ontology annotation, biological process: translation. Gene Ontology annotation, molecular function: structural constituent of ribosome. NCBI's taxonomy places the organism in Eukaryota, Metazoa, Arthropoda, Insecta, Diptera, Culicidae. The transcript is spliced from 3 exons. The coding region runs from base 29 to 841 and encodes 270 amino acids. The record is from RefSeq and is a predicted model, not a curated record.
CCGUUCUUUUUGAUCGUGAAGUGUAAUCAUGGCGGUCGGCAAAAAUAAGGGAACCUCCAAAGGAGGCAAGAAGGGAUCGAAAAAGAAGGUUGUGGAUCCGUUCACCCGCAAGGACUGGUACGAUGUAAAGGCCCCGAACAUGUUCUCGACCCGCCAGGUCGGUAAAACCCUGGUAAACCGAACCCAAGGUACUCGGAUCGCUUCCGAUGGGCUGAAGGGCCGCGUGUUUGAGGUGUCCCUGGCCGAUCUUUCAGGCGAGAAUGAUGCCGAGAGAUCUUUCCGUAAGUUCAAGCUGAUUGCUGAGGAUGUCCAUGGCCGCAAUGUGCUGUGCAACUUCCACGGAAUGGAUCUGACCACCGACAAAUUGCGGUCGAUGGUUAAGAAAUGGCAGACUCUUAUCGAGUGCUCGGUCGAUGUCAAGACCACCGAUAACUAUCUGCUGCGUGUGUUCUGCAUCGGAUUCACCAUCAAGGAUAAUGUUUCGCAGCGCAAGACCUGCUACGCUCAGCAUUCCCAGAUUAAGAAAAUCCGUGAGAAGAUGACCUCAUUGAUCCAGUCCAAUGUGACGAGCUCGGACUUGAAGGAAGUGGUCAACAAGUUGGUGCCUGAUGCUAUCGCUAAGGAUAUCGAGAAGGCGUGCCAAACCAUCUACCCCCUGCACGACGUUUACAUCCGUAAGGUGAAGGUGCUGAAGAAGCCGCGCUUCGAUUUGGCCAACCUGCUGGAGCUGCACGGUGAUGGUGGCGGCAAGGGCGCCGAAGUGUCUACCGGAGCUGCCGAGGGUGGCGUGACAGUCGACCGCCCGGAGGGAUACGAACCACCGGUACAGGAAUCGGUUUAGAGAGUGUCCUCCGUGUUCCCUGCAACAAGCAACACCCAUACAUUAAAAGUAUAGCAACUAGGAAAAAGGGAGUGGUAUUUUUUCCAUUUGAUAAAAUAACAUGAAAUCCGAUGAGGCGCAACUGAGCGAGGAGAAAAUGUGAAAACUGGUCGAGAGAAAUACAACCUUAAUUGUUGUACAAGAA